UCUGAUCUUCAUUUUGGACUCCGUGUUAAGAUAUCAGUACAUGUAAUAAUGCGACGCUAAUCUCGCCUUCUGCAUGUGAUUCUCUCUCUCUCUCUCUCUCUCUCUCUCUCCUCCCGGCACCGAACAAACACUCACUGCUACUCUGAGGAAACCGAAAUAUCUAUCCAUAUUGCAAUUCACUUGCAGAGAGCGAGAUCCUUGACAGUCCGUCGACCAGCGCCGACACCAAGUGAGAUCUCAGGGGCCAAUCGAGUCGAUCGGCGUUAGCAAAUGAAGGCAGCCGUUACCUCCAAGGCCGUAAACCCUCUCAUAACUUUCGAGCACAAGAGGGACGCAUAUGGAUUUGCGGUGAGACCUCAGCAUGUGCAGAGAUACAGAGAAUAUGCUAACAUAUACAAGGAGGAAGAGGAGGAAAGAUCAGAUAGGUGGAAGAGUUUCUUGGACCGUCAAGCAGAGCCUACUCAAUUGCCUGAAAAUGGGUCUUCUUUUGAGGAGCAUAACAAAGCAUUGGAUACUGAAGCUAAUGGGGAAGUGGCUGAUGGUACUUUAGUGAAGGUUGUUGAAGGAGAUGAGGGGGAGGUACAGUCCUCUGCGGAGAAGACGAUUCAUAGGAUACAAAUCUGGACUGAGAUAAGAUCCUCCCUGCAUGCCAUUGAAGACAUGAUGAGUAUUCGUGUGAAGAAGGCAAAUUUACCCAAAAAUGAGCAGGAGACUGGAAAACUGAAGCCAGCGUCUCCAAUUGAAGAUGCGAAAUUUCCGAAAGGAGCAUCGGAGGAGGACUCAGAGGAUGAGUUUUAUGAUGUUGAAAGAUCAGACCCGAUUCAGGAAGGUCCUUCUACUGAUAGUGUGACUGCCUCUACGACAGCUGGUACUGCUGAAACAGCCCCUCUGGAAUCUUCAUUUCCAUGGAAGGAAGAGUUGGAAGUCCUGGUUCGUGGAGGAGUGCCAAUGGCUCUUAGGGGAGAGCUUUGGCAAGCCUUUGUGGGUGUGAAGACACGUAGAACAGAAAAAUACUAUGAAGGUCUGCUUGCUCAAGAAACUAAUCCAAGCAACAAUGUGGAUCAACAAGGUUCGCAGUCAGAUAGCCAUAUUAAGGGUUCAACUAUAGAUGCUGGUUGUGUGGUUGAGAAAUGGAAAGGGCAGAUUGAGAAGGAUUUGCCUAGAACCUUUCCAGGUCAUCCUGCACUAGACGCUGAUGGUAGAAAUGCUUUGAGGCGAUUACUUACUGCAUAUGCACGGCAUAACCCAUCUGUUGGAUACUGUCAGGCCAUGAAUUUCUUUGCUGCAUUGUUGCUACUUCUCAUGCCAGAAGAAAAUGCCUUUUGGACAUUGGUGGGCAUUAUUGAUGAUUAUUUUGAUGGUUAUUACUCUGAGGAAAUGAUUGAGUCCCAGGUGGACCAACUUGUAUUUGAAGAGUUGGUGCGUGAAAGAUUUCCUAAAUUAGUCAACCAUCUAGAUUACCUGGGCGUGCAGGUUGCAUGGGUUACUGGACCAUGGUUCCUCUCCAUUUUCAUGAACAUGCUUCCAUGGGAAAGUGUUCUUCGAGUCUGGGAUGUGCUUCUUUAUGAAGGAAACCGUGUUAUGCUUUUUAGGACAGCGCUUGCAUUGAUGGAGUUAUAUGGUCCUGCAUUAGUUACAACAAAAGAUGCUGGAGAUGCAGUUACUUUGUUACAGUCACUGGCCGGCUCAACAUUUGAUAGCAGUCAACUUGUAUUGACAGCUUGCAUGGGUUACCAAAAUGUGAAUGAAGAUAGAUUAAAAGAAUUGAGAAACAAGCAUAGGCCAGAUGUGAUAGCAGCCCUCGAGGAAAGAUCCAAGGGACUUCAGGCUUGGAGGGUUUCCCAGGGUUUGGCAUCUAAGCUUUAUAAUUUUAAGAAUGACCCCAAAUCAAUGCUGAUAGAUAGAACCAAGGGAACACAGUCAAAUGGAAAUUUAUCUCGUUCAGAGUCUGGAAGCACCAAUGCAGAUGAAGUGCUUAUUAGCCUGAAUGGAGAUGGGGAGAUUGAUUCAGUUCCAGAUCUUCAGGAUCAGGUGGUAUGGUUAAAAGGUGAAUUAUGCAACUUGCUGGAGGAAAAAAGAUCAGCUGUCCUCAGAGCUGAGGAGCUGGAAACAGCAUUGAUGGAGAUGGUCAAGCAGGAUAAUCGGCGACAGUUGAGUGCUAGGGUUGAGCAGCUAGAGCAGGAGGUUUCCGAGCUUCGAAGAGGCCUAUCUGAUAAGCAGGAGCAAGAAAAUGCAAUGCUUCAGAUCUUGAUGCGAGUGGAGCAAGAGCAAAAGGUAACAGAAGAUGCUCGGAUAUUUGCCGAGCAGGAUGCGGCAGCACAGAGAUACGCUGCUCAAGUACUUCAGGAGAAGUAUGAGGAGUCCAUUGCUUCACUUACUGAAAUGGAGAAAAGAGCAGUGAUGGCAGAAUCAAUGUUGGAGGCGACCUUGCAGUACCAGUCUGGCCAACUUAAAGCACAACCAUCUCCUCGGUAUUUGGUUUAA
Messenger RNA from Carica papaya (papaya), 2484 nucleotides. Lineage: Eukaryota; Viridiplantae; Streptophyta; Magnoliopsida; Brassicales; Caricaceae. The record is from RefSeq and is a predicted model, not a curated record.